CAACAGACAAGGGGACAGCGCCUCUUCCCUGGAACCCACAAAAAUUAUGGGGAACCCAGGGAAUUAGCUAACCUCACCCUGUUUGCCAUACAUAAGCUGUGCCUGUCUGGUCCACACUAGCUUGCUGGUACUCUGUUUGUAGGUACUACCUCCCUCCUGGCCCUGCCCAGAAGACUUCUCUGCUUGGAGUUAGAAAGAAAACUAGAAGACCAUGGCAAGUUUAGACUGGGGAUACGAUGCCGAAAAUGGUCCUGAGCAAUGGAGCAAGCUGUAUCCCAUUGCCAAUGGAAAUAACCAGUCUCCUAUUGACAUCAAGACCAGCGAAACCAAACGUGACACCUCUCUGAAACCCAUCAGUGUCUCCUACAAUCCAGCAACUGCUAAGGAAAUUAUCAAUGUGGGACACUCCUUCCAUGUGACUUUUGAUGACAAUGAUAACCAAUCAGUGCUGAAAGGUGGUCCUCUCUCUGACAGCUAUAGACUCAAUCAGUUCCAUUUUCACUGGGGCAGUACCAAUGAGUAUGGUUCUGAGCACACAGUGGAUGGAGUCAAAUAUGCUGGAGAGUGUCACAUUGUUCACUGGAAUUCUGCAAAGUAUCCUAGCAUUGCAGAAGCAAUCUCCAAGGCUGAUGGUUUGGCGAUUAUUGGUAUUCUGAUGAAGGUUGGUCAGGCCAACCCAAAGCUCCAGAAAAUACUUGAGGCUCUAAAUGCAGUUAAAACCAAGGGCAAACGAGCCCCGUUUACAAAUUUUGACCCCUCCACUCUCCUUCCCUCCUCCCUGGAUUACUGGACCUAUGCUGGCUCUCUGACUCAUCCUCCUCUCCAUGAGAGUGUAACCUGGCUCAUCUGUAGAGAGACCAUCAGCAUCAGCCCAGAACAGCUGGCACAGUUCCGCAGUCUUCUUUCAAAUGCUGAAGGAGAAAACCCUGUCCCUAUACAGCACAACAACCGACCACCCCAGCCUCUGAAGGGCAGGAUUGUGAGAGCUUCAUUCUGAUUGGCUUAAGAAGGAGGUUAUCCUUUCUCAAGAGAGGACCUGCAGCUGACAUAAUCCAGUAAAAUAAUGAUUUUUAGGAAACAAGUUUAUUUCAAUAUUAACAAGAUAUCAUGCCUGCAACAUUUAAUCUGUAGAACUAAAACAAUAUUAAUUUUAGGUCCUAAAGCCUCAGAUAAAAAUCUGUAAGCCUGCAAAUAUGUAAUCUGUACGCAGAAAUUUAUGCUUCAAUUCAACUUUAUUUUGUGGAAUUAUUUUACAAUUGCAAUUUAGUGAUUUGUAUCUUUCUCUAAUUUUGUUUCAUUUUAGCUAAAACAAUAAAAUAGUUUGAUCUCUUC
Messenger RNA from Marmota flaviventris (yellow-bellied marmot), 1332 nucleotides. RefSeq names its product carbonic anhydrase 1 (gene Ca1). Gene Ontology annotation, molecular function: carbonate dehydratase activity; zinc ion binding. Gene Ontology annotation, cellular component: cytoplasm. The record is from RefSeq and is a predicted model, not a curated record. Lineage: Eukaryota; Metazoa; Chordata; Mammalia; Rodentia; Sciuridae.